GAGUAUCGUAGCCAGUAGCUACGCACCAAUUCUCAAUUGCAGGAUCGUUCUAUGGCCCGCGUACCUUAAACUCGUCAUCCGCCCAUAUCAGUAGGUCGACAACACACAGCCUUCUUUCAACAUCAUCAACCAACAUCGUAUUGAAUCACAAAAGCGUACUACGAAUUGAAAGGGAGAUACAGACGCCCAAGUCUUUUCUGUUUCAUUUUUUCUUAUCAUAUGAAUACUCAUCUCACCGUGUGGGAUCCACAAUUAAACAACCACGGCCAUUCAGGGUCUUGGUGUUAGUGACGUGCCAUCUCAUCCACUUCGUGAAUAUAACUCCUACCCCGACUUUUCCCCACCAAUCCAACUCCGCGCGACUUGGGCUGCUGCUACAGCUCAAUCACCUUCAACAUUCCUUCUCUAAAAUCAUCUCGCCGUCCCGCUAAUAUACCAUUACGAACAUUGUCCUCCGCAAGUCGAUUGAAUCCUAACCAACGACUGCUGGGCUCGGACGAGAAACAGGGUCGGCGGUCUUCCCUUUCGCGCUCAACGUCACCUGGUUCCGAAUUCUCGUGGAGUGACACGGGCGAUCUUGCUGAGCAACCCGCAGACGAGGAAGACCCGUUGCAAAUUCAAUUACGAGCAUCCCUUGACGAAGAGGUUUUUGGUGGCUCUUCCAAGAGAAAAACAAGAAAAAGAGUUCGGUAUAACGACGAGGCUACCGAUAAACAAGAAAAACAUUACAGCCCUGGACUCGUUAAAGAGGAUAUUGAAAUACCAGACCCUGGCCCUCGAAGAAUAAGUCGAGCUGAGCAUAUUCUAGCCGCAAUCAUGUCGGGAGGUGAAAGGCAGAUGCACGGCCUGACAGGCCGGCCUUUAGUGUAUUUUACUAGUAUUUUUGUAUCGCUAGGUGUAUUCCUUUUUGGAUAUGAUCAAGGAGUUAUGUCUGGCAUUAUCACCGGUCCCUACUUCAAGGAUUAUUUCAAUCAGCCCUCUCGAGCUGAGGUCGGUACCAUGGUCGCUAUUUUGGAAAUCGGCGCAUUUGUUUCAUCGCUUGUCGUUGGAAAGGUGGGUGAUAUAAUAGGUCGAAGGAAGACAAUCUUAUAUGGCUCCUGCAUCUUCUUCGUUGGAGGCGCACUUCAGACAUUGGCUACUAGUAUGCCUAUGAUGAUGCUGGGUCGUAUCAUUGCAGGUGUGGGCGUUGGCAUGCUGUCCACGAUUGUUCCCAUAUACCAAUCUGAGAUAUCGCCCCCACAUAACCGAGGAAAGCUUGCUUGUAUUGAGUUCUCGGGCAACAUCACAGGAUAUGCAACCUCUGUAUGGGUAGAUUAUUUCUGCAGCUUCAUCAAGGGAAAUAUGUCGUGGAGAAUACCUCUACUGAUGCAAUGUGUUAUGGGUGCACUUUUGGGUGUUGGAAGUUUGAUCAUUGUCGAGUCACCUAGAUGGCUUUUGGAUAAUGACCACGAUGAGGAAGGCAUGGUAGUUAUUGCUAACCUGUAUGGUGGUGGUGACAUUCAUGAUCAGAAAGCACGAGAAGAAUAUCGAGAGAUUAAGAUGAACGUACUGUUGGCUCGUCAAGAGGGCGAGAAAUCAUACAAAGAUAUGUUUCGACGAUAUCGUACUCGUGUCUUCAUUGCCAUGUCAGCCCAGGCUUUCGCUCAACUUAAUGGCAUCAAUGUUAUUUCAUACUAUGCGCCGCUUGUCUUCGAAUCUGCAGGUUGGCGUGGCCGCCAAGCAAUUUUAAUGACGGGAAUCAACGCUAUCACGUACUUCCUGUGCACCAUACCACCAUGGUAUCUUGUAGACCGCUGGGGACGACGCUUCAUUCUUCUUAGCGGUGCAAUAGCUAUGGUUAUAUCGCUAUCUUGCAUUUCUUACUUUUUAUUCUUGGACAUUAAGGCUACGCCGACUCUGGUUGUUCUAUUUGUCAUGAUAUAUAAUGGUGCUUUUGGAUUCAGUUGGGGACCAAUUCCAUGGCUUUAUCCACCCGAGAUUCUUCCUCUCAGCAUUCGAUCCAAAGGAGCCAGUUUGUCUACCGCCACCAAUUGGGCCUUCAACUGGCUCGUAGGAGAAUUGACGCCUAUUCUACAAGAAUUGAUCACAUGGCGUUUGUACUUGGUUCAUGCGUUUUUCUGCGCUACCAGUUUUGUUGUUGUUUAUUUCAUCUAUCCCGAGACAGCUGGUGUACGAUUGGAAGAUAUGGACAUGAUAUUCGGUGAUGCGACCACAGCAAUGCCUACACCAGCUACCAGAGCCGAGAGCGGCUCGUUGAUGGGCAUCAGUUCGCCAGUUCCUUCCGUUGAUCUGAGACGUGGCUACGGCGGCCCAAAUGGUAUUGGACCUUCAAGUGCCAUUCCAGGUCUCGACAUCGACCCACCCAAUGUUUCUAUCGUCAAUGGAAAGCCUCAAUAUGGUGCAGAUGAAGAGUCUGGAGAAGGUGUUGGGGGCUGGAUAUCACGUAUGGUGAACAGAAACAAAGGCGAAGGAGAUAGCAUCAAAAGUGGGAAAUAUAAGCCAUUAGAUCAAGACGAGGAAUAAGCGGCUGUAAUCGUAGGAUAUACGAUAUUAGAUUGGAACUAGCAACAAGCGGGCGUACAUGGAAGCUCGAAGGGGAGAGUAUAAUACCAGUGCCAUCUAGAGCACAUAUAGAAUGUGAAAUUAUGGGAUUUUGUAGAUUAUUUCUAGUGGCCAGGCAUUUUACAAUUUAUAAGGGUCUCAAAAUCUAACGCUCAAAUCUAUCCAAUAUUAAUCGCAUGUGCAUCGAAUUUAGCA
Botrytis cinerea B05.10 is the source of this 2757-nucleotide messenger RNA. RefSeq lists its product as hypothetical. Gene Ontology annotation, molecular function: carbohydrate:proton symporter activity. The transcript is spliced from 5 exons. Gene Ontology annotation, cellular component: membrane. Gene Ontology annotation, biological process: carbohydrate transport; transmembrane transport. Bases 817 to 2523 code for a protein of 568 amino acids. NCBI's taxonomy places the organism in Eukaryota, Fungi, Ascomycota, Leotiomycetes, Helotiales, Sclerotiniaceae. The record is from RefSeq and is a predicted model, not a curated record.